Microbotryum saponariae is the source of this 1839-nucleotide messenger RNA. The record is from the annotation of a GenBank genome assembly. Lineage: Eukaryota; Fungi; Basidiomycota; Microbotryomycetes; Microbotryales; Microbotryaceae.
AUGAACGGCGCUAUCGAGGCCGCCUUCGCCCUCGUCGUCGCUCCCCACCCGCCACCGCAGAACGACUCGAACCAACCGCGAAUGUUCGUCGACUGGACACCUGGCCAGAUCGAACGGACCGUGUGCUGACCCGCCACUUGCGCUGGCUGUGCACAGAUGCCUUCCCCGACGUCAUACUGGCUCACGACGACCCAGGCCGACAGCUCGUCCUCGGCGGACCAGCUCGAGGACCUGCAGGGCGUCCUGGGCCACGGCAAGCUCGGGCGAGCCGCCUACAUCGACUUUCCCCAGUUUAAGGUGCGUUUCUCCCGAGCCCCCUGACCCCGGUCUGCCCAGACAUGGGACUGACGCAGCACCUUCCGGACCCGCUCCGACGGCCGCUCACCGUGCACCCCCUGUCGUCAUCGCCCUUCACGGGUCGGUUUCCGCACCGCCGUUGCACGCCGCAGACGGGAACCCUGUCCUCGCUCUUGACCUUGUCCGAACAGUUGGCCAAACAGGACCCAGCCGUCAGCGCCGCCCUAGCCAAGACGGUCGACCAGAUCCGCUCGCUCACCUCCGCCGACUCGCAGUCGCAGUCCUCCGGCUCGGCCUCGGCCGUCUCGUCCGAUCGUGCCUCCCCGUUGGCGCAGCACCUCGUCACCGAUGACGGCCGACCGUACCUCGACUACAUCUUCCCUUCCGACGACUCGGCCGCGGCGACGCGCGAGCCGGCGUGGACGUGGAACCGUAGCAAGUAUCGCUACGAGUCGCGCUCGCUGCAAGAGAUCGUCGAGGGGUUGAUGAAGGAGGUGUCGAGCAUCGAGAAUGCACAGAGGAACAAGAGUGGGCAGUAUGGCAUCGUCAAGGGUCAAGUCGUCUCGGCGCAGAGGAAAAAGACGUGAGCAGAUGACGAGGGUAUCAAUGUCUUUCAUCGUCGGCUAGCAGCCCUGACGAUGGUACCCCAUCCUCCAUUUCGACUACAGUGGCAACCUUGCUACGCGAUCACUUGCCGAUGUCGUUUCGGCCAAAGACUUUGCUGGCACAAGCGAAUCCGAGUACCUCGAAACGGUCCUGGUGGCCGUGCCCACGUCAGUCUCCGCGUCGGACUCGCUCGGGUAGCCUCCCCGAGCCCGAGCUGACGCGCUUCGAUGUGGACUCUCCGCACAGGAACCUCGUUAAGGAGUGGGAAAACAGCUACGAGCGGCUAUGUCAGAUGGUCGUUCCCCGGUCAUCGAGGUGAGCGCUCGAAUUUCGGCCCCUAGCAUGCAAUCAUUCCAAGACGGUCAACUCAUCGAACCUUGCCCUUCGCUGCCUUCGCUUGACAGCAAACUCGCUUCGGACGAUGAGUUUGUGCUCUAUGGCGUCACCAUCUUCCGCCGCGUCAAGGACGAAUUUUCGCAGAAAUGUCGCGAGGCCAAAUUCAUCGUGCGCGACUUUACCUACGACGCCUCGGCGAUCCAAAAGGCGCAGGCCGACCUCGUCGCGCUCGAGGCCGAGGAGAAGGACCUGUGGACGGAUCUCUUGCGCCUGUCGAGGAUCAAUUUUUCCGAACUGUUCCAGAUCUUGAUCCACCUCAAGGUCGUGCGAGCCUACGUCGAGUCCGUCCUAAGGUACGGCCUGCCCGCGGCUUAUUUCGGCGCGAUCAUCAAACCCGAAUCCAAGUCCGUGGCCAAGCUGACGACGGCGUUGAGCGAGCAUUUCGGUACGGAAGGGAAAGGGAAGGGCGGGAGCAAGAAGCACGGCAAAGGGUCGUCGUUGGAGGGUACGGACGCGACCGUGGCCGGCGAGUUUGCGAACGUGCUCGAGGGCGAGUACCUCGACUUUGUGCUGUUCGAGAUUGAGCGCGUCGAUGCAUAG